UCCGUUACUUCUGCACUUCUCACCGUCUUCCUUCCUUUCCGCACCUCCCCGUCAGGACAUGACCACUAAUUGCGCUGCAGACUUCCUCUCGCCUCCCUCGAGAGGAUUUCUCUCUCUAUCUUCAGGCAUCUUAAUAAUAAAGGAUUAAUUAAUCAUAAUAAUUAAGCAUGACCACUCCGGCUCCCUCGAUAGCUCCGUUGGCUCCCGCACUGGCCGCCAAGCCUGCGAUUUCACCUUCUCCCGGUCCGGGCACACCCGGCUCGAUCACCUCCAAGGAAUGGGUAAUUCCACCACGCCCCAAGCCCGGUCGCAAGCCUGCUACCGAUACGCCCCCGACCAAACGGAAAGCCCAGAAUCGAGCUGCGCAGAGAGCCUUUCGGGAGCGACGAGCCGCCCGCGUCAACGAACUCGAGGAUCAGAUCAAGCAGAUUGAAGACGAGCAUGACAUCCAUGUACUCGCCUUCAAGGAGCAGAUCUCCAACCUGUCCCACGAAGUCGAGCAAUGCCGUACUGAGAUGUCAUGGUGGCGAGACCGCUGCCACGCCCUCGAGAAGGAGGUCUCCGUCGAACGAAGUGCUAAGGAAGCCCUGGUGAAGGAAUUCCGCUCCUCUGUCUCCGAUCACGCCGCUUCGAGUGAUAAGUCUCGGUCCUCGGCCGACCGUGAAGCUCGGGAAAGGGCGCAAUCGAGUCAUGCCCACGAGGAGCGAGAGGAGGUGCCCCUGGGUUGCAGCAACUGCUCGUCAACUCACUGCCAAUGCAUCGAGGACGCAUUUAGCAUGCCAGGUAUCGAAACUCGCGAUAUGAAACGCCCGAGCACUUCGGCGGCCGUCCGACCGGAACCUCAGAUCAAGCCUGACCCGGAGGAAAUGGAGAUUGAUUUUACAACGCGGUUUGCGGCGCCUCAAGCCCAGGAAGACACGUCCACGGCCGUUUCGUCGCCCGCGGUCGAUCCCUGCGGAUUCUGCCAGGACGGAACACCGUGCAUUUGCGCCGAGAUGGCGGCUCAGGAGGAGCAGCGCGAGCAAAGGAGCUCGUUCGAGACCAACCGACUCGCCCCAAUCCAGAACUUGUCCCAGUUCACUCCGCCCCCGUCCGACGGCGACGUUCGCUCGGAGGUGACUCUGCCUCCCAUCAGCCAGGCAACCAAUCCGUGCGCCAACGGCCCGGGCACCUGCGCCCAAUGCAUGUCCGACCCGCAACGUACCCUUUUUUGCAAGACGCUGGCGGCAUCCCGCUCCGCCAGCGUUGCCUCCUCCGGCUGCUGCGGCGGUAAGGGCGCCGACGGUGGAUGCUGUCAGUCCCGGAACUCGAAUCCACCUCCCCGGAGCGGAUCGACUGUCAAUGCCAACUCCGCUAAAUCCAAGACCCCAUCCUUGACUCUUUCAUAUUCGGACGCUUUCACGACGCUGUCGCGGCACCCGAACUUCUCUCGGGCCAGCGAUGACAUCUCCGCAUGGCUCCCCAAGCUUCACACGCUACCAAACCCCAAGGACGUUGCCCCGGCGGAGACCUCGCGAGCCGCGAUGGAAGUCGAGGCAGCCAGCGUGAUGGGUGUUUUGCGAUACUUCGACCGGAGAUUUGCCGACAAAUAAUCAUGUUUCAUUUUCGCUUUCUUUUUUGUUUUGCUUUUACGAUGAUACCCAAACUUGACUCAAGAAUGUCUGAGUUUGUAUUAUACAUUUCAUUUGCUCGACUGACGAAGGGAGAGAUGCGGUUCUUGUUUUACUCCAGUCUCUCAUCUUUCUUCGGGAAACGAGACCUCGAAGCUCCGUCGAUUCCUACUUCAGAAAGCACUUCUCGGCAGAGAUAAACAUGCGGACACACGAGAGUGGAAUGAACUCCUCUCGUCUCGUACCAACCUAAAUGACUUGGAUGGGUGUAUGACAGGCGUUCCAUGACUUGCACAUUCUGUACUUUCUUUUUCCUUGAAUGAUUUCGGACGAAUUUUUUUUUUCUUUCUUCACACAAAAAGGGGCGAAGAACGUUCCACUGAGAACGACCUGCGGGAAACAAUCCAGGGCUUCUUGAUUUCCUACAUUGAACCAAAAGGAGGGAAAUAUUAGAUAGAUACGUCCCUCUCUCUACUCUUGCGAUCUCGACAUUUGAUUGGGACUAUUUAUACAUAGAUUUAGGUUAUGGAAUGGAGGACUUUUUCUCUCAGGCUGGCGAUUUGACUGACUUCUGUCUUUUGUAUUGGAUACAGUUAUUCACCUUCUAUAUACAUUGGAGGAAAUACUAUGUCUUCGGAUUUUGUGAAAUGACAUGGGAGAUAUCGCUCUCUUGGAUCUGAAUUCCACUAUCGUUAUUAUCAUCAUUAUUAU
This is a messenger RNA of Aspergillus melleus, 2321 nucleotides long. RefSeq names its product bZIP transcription factor HapX (gene hapX). Gene Ontology annotation, molecular function: transcription cis-regulatory region binding; DNA-binding transcription activator activity, RNA polymerase II-specific. The record is from RefSeq and is a predicted model, not a curated record. Bases 168 to 1592 code for a protein of 474 amino acids. The transcript has a single exon. Gene Ontology annotation, cellular component: RNA polymerase II transcription regulator complex; nucleus. Lineage: Eukaryota; Fungi; Ascomycota; Eurotiomycetes; Eurotiales; Aspergillaceae.